ACUAACUGAUCGCGUCGUAUCGUUCCUUUUCUUUUUCCUGUGCGAGAUCAACGUGCGUUCGAAGUCCAUCUAAUUAACACUAAUCGCAACAAAAUAUGCCACGAGAAAUCAAAGAGAUCAAGGACUUUCUGUUGAAAGCCAGGAGGAAGGAUGCUAAAUCUGUGAAAAUCAAGAAAAACGCAGACAAUGUCAAGUUUAAGGUCCGCUGUUCUCGAUUUUUGUAUACCCUUGUGAUCACAGACAAGGAGAAGGCUGAGAAACUCAAACAGUCCUUACCACCAGGUUUACAAGUAAAGGAAGUAAAAAGGAGUGAACGUGUGUAAAAUGACUAAAUAAACUAUCUUUUAAACAUGA
This is a messenger RNA of Trachymyrmex cornetzi, 354 nucleotides long. It is a transcript of the gene RpL38, whose product is annotated as ribosomal protein L38. Gene Ontology annotation, biological process: protein-RNA complex assembly; translation. Gene Ontology annotation, cellular component: ribosome; cytosolic large ribosomal subunit. The transcript is spliced from 5 exons. Lineage: Eukaryota; Metazoa; Arthropoda; Insecta; Hymenoptera; Formicidae. The coding region runs from base 96 to 323 and encodes 75 amino acids. Gene Ontology annotation, molecular function: structural constituent of ribosome. The record is from RefSeq and is a predicted model, not a curated record.